AUGGCAUCAGGCAACAUCCUCCAACUGCCCUUCCGGCACACCCUCACCGUUUCCCUCUCAGACGCAAUAACGCAAUACAUCUCCUCCAAAUAUGAUCAACGACCGGACAUGUUUGCAGAUGAUCUGCUCAUUCUCGAUCGACUCCGAUCCGAAGCUGUGAAUGUACAGGAACCGCAUGUCAGAGGGAUUAGUCGGUUGGUUGCUUAUGCAGCUCAGUUGAAAUGGUUGGGUGGGAAGUUUCCUGUUGAUGUUGGUGUGGAUUUUUCGUGGUAUCCGGCUUUUGGGUUUAAUACGACUCGGCCAAUUGUGCAGAAUAAUCUACGAUUCGAGCUCGCAAAUGUUCUAUUCAACCUUGCCGCGUUGUAUUCGCAACUUGCCUACUCGCUGAAUAGGACUACAUCUGACGGCCUCAAACAAGCAUGCAACUACUUCUCUCAGGGUGCUGGUGUCAUCGCCCACCUCCGAAAAGAUAUUAUUCCCGAUCUUCGUGCCUCACCUCCAGAAGACAUGGACGAAAUGACACUACAAAGUCUCGAAGAACUCCUCUUAGCGCAAGCGCAGGAAUGUUUUUGGCAAAAGGCUGUCAAGGACGGACUCAAGGAUGCCUCUAUAGCGCGGCUAGCGGCCAAAGUGUGUGACUUUUAUGCUGAAGCUGGUGAUUACGCGGUGAAGUCGAAUGCGAUUAGUACAGAUUGGAUACAUCACAUGUCCGCCAAACAUCAUCAUUUUGCGGCCGCGGCGCAAUAUCGGCAGUCGCUCGAUUGUCUGGAUAAGAGGAAAUACGGAGAGGAAGUUGCGCGUCUAAGGGAUAGUCUGAAAUGCGUAAAUGAAGCGCUCAAGGAGACCAAAUGGAUCAAUCGGAUUGUCCUGGGUGAUCUAAACGGAUUGAAAAGUCGAGUGACAGAAGAUCUCAAACGAGCUGAAAAGGAUAAUGAUAUGAUCUAUCUUAUGCCGGUGCCUCCAAAGUCCGAGUUGAAGCCUAUUGAUCGUGCGGUUAUGGUGUCUGCGAAGGCGCCGACGCAGGUUACUGAUGCGAUUUCUAUGCUUGGUGAGAAUGGGCCGCUUGGGCAGCCGUUACUUGCCAAGUUGGUGCCGUAUGCUGUUCAUAUUGCGGCUAGUAUUUAUUCUGAUCGUCGGGAUCGAUUGGUUAAUGAGACGAUUAUUGGAGAGUUGGAGUCGAUGACUGAUAAAUUGCGAGAUCUUUUGCAAUCGCUCAAUCUGCCUGGUUCUUUACAAGCUUUGGAGAAACCUCUAGGAAUUCCACCAACUCUUGUGUCUCACGCGGAGGAGCUUCGUCAACAAGAUGGCCUCAAUCGCUUACAUCGUUCUCUAGAAGACACAGCUCAAGUCAAGAACAACGACAAAGCGUUGUAUUCUGAGGGUGUGGACCUCCUAUCAGCAGAAAAGGAAGAAGACGACGGUGCUCGCGCAAAGUAUGGUACAGACAGGUGGAACAGAGAGUCUUCUGUUAUAGCCGGACAAAAAGUGUACCAGACAGCGUCGGAUAUCAAUGGCUAUUUCUCCUCUGCUCAGAGUACCGACGAGCUGAUUCGGGGUAAAUUGCGAGAUGCCGAAAAGGUUCUUCGUAUAUUGACCGGCACGAAUCGUGACUUGGAAUCGUAUAUUCCUAGCAGUCGUCGGGCUUCAAUUACCCCAGAUCUAGAGAGGGAGUCUAGCAGGUUGAGGAGUUGUUUGAAUGAGGUGAGCAGACUUGAGAAUCGGCGGAAGCGUCGUGUUCAAGUUUUGAAGGAGAAGGCUCGUGCAGACGAUAUCAACCCGGCUCUACUCAAAGAAACAGCUCGCCUUGAGCGAGAAUUCCCUAUGCAACCCAUUGAAGCAAGCCAAUUCGAAACCUUAUUCGAAGACCAUCUCCACCUUUAUGACUCAGACAUUGACAUGGUCGCCCAAGAACGAGCCGAACAAGAACAGCUCGAAACUCAAGUCCGCGAAGCAAACAACAAUUUCAACCGUGCUCGUCGUGGCGAUACAUCUAGCAAAGAACGCGAAAAGGCACUACAAGAACUUGAGAAUGGAUACGCAAAGUACAAGGAGCUCAUUAGCAAUAUUGAAGUUGGACGAAAGUUUUACAAUGAUUUGGCCAAGAUUGUGGGUCGGUUUAGAGAUGACUGCAAAUCGUUUGUGCAUGAGCGUAGGAUGGAGGCUAGUCAAUUGGAAAAUGACAUCACCAACGCCGCUGCAAUGGCAGCACUGAACAUAUCAUCUCAUCACCAUCCAAUCCAGCAUCAGCAGCAACCAGUCCAGCCUCAACCUCCAGUCCCUCAACCGCCGGCAGAACAACCUCUAACUGCCCCACAACCCACAAGAGCCAAUACAGUCCCACCACCCGUCCCGAAUACAGGCGGUAUCUGGUCGCCGGAGAUGGGCAUUCGGUUUGGGGGAGCAUUGCCUGCUCCUGGAAGUACACAGCCGGGUCGACAGGGUAAUGCUGGGGGAGCGGCCGGGACUCGGGAUCCAAGCAAGGGGAUGAGGUUCUCAUAG
This is a messenger RNA of Talaromyces marneffei, 2499 nucleotides long. RefSeq lists its product as uncharacterized. The record is from RefSeq and is a predicted model, not a curated record. Lineage: Eukaryota; Fungi; Ascomycota; Eurotiomycetes; Eurotiales; Trichocomaceae. Gene Ontology annotation, molecular function: protein binding. The transcript is spliced from 7 exons. Gene Ontology annotation, cellular component: endosome. Bases 1 to 2499 code for a protein of 832 amino acids.